Molecule: messenger RNA, 3809 nt
Organism: Elephantulus edwardii (Cape elephant shrew)
Lineage: Eukaryota; Metazoa; Chordata; Mammalia; Macroscelidea; Macroscelididae
Gene: PDE3B
Product: phosphodiesterase 3B, cGMP-inhibited
Exons: 16
Coding region: 251-3622 (1123 amino acids)
Biological process (GO): signal transduction
Cellular component (GO): membrane
Molecular function (GO): 3',5'-cyclic-AMP phosphodiesterase activity; protein kinase B binding
Source: RefSeq, a predicted model, not a curated record
GGCGUCUGAAACGGUCCGGCAGAGAAGCCCUUUCCUUCCGCGCCUCGCCUCAGCCCCAGAAUGUCGCGGACUCCGCCGCUCCUGUGUCCGCGCGGCGAGGACCCCGGGCCGCGGCGGCGGGCGCCGCACUAACGCGCUGUGGAGUCGGGAAGCGCCCCAAACGCAAGGGGCUGGGGGUCCGGGCAGCUCGAACGGCCGCUGCGUGCGAGCGGGGCGUGCUGAGCCCCGCGGCCGCCCCUCGAUCCCAGCCAUGAGGAGGGACGAACGAGACGCCAAAGCCAUGCGGUACCCGCAGCCUCCGGACGGGGCCGGCUCGCCCCCGGAGAGUCUGAGGAACGGCUACGUGAAAAGCUGCGUGAGCCCCCUGCGGCAGGACCCUCCCCGCGGCUUCUUUUUCCACCUCUGCCGCUUUUGCAACGUGGAGCUGCUGCUGCCGCCGCCGGGCUCCCCCCAGCAGCCGCGGCGCGGCUCCCCCUUCUCCGGGGCGCGCCUCUCGCUCGGCGCCCUGGCCGCCUUUGUCCUCGCGCUGCUGCUGGGCGCGGGGUCGGGGAGCUGGGCUGCGGGGGCCGCCCUGCUGCCCACUCUACUGGCCGUCUGCUCGCACAGCCUCAGCCCGCUCUUCAGCAUCGCCUGUGCCUUCUUCUUCCUCACCUGCUUCCUGAGCCGGACCAAGCGGGGCCCCGGGCCGGGCCGGAUCGGCGGCGGCGGCGCUUGGUGGUUGCUGGCGUUGCCCGCCUGCUGUUAUCUGGGGGACUUGUUGGCGUGGCAGUGGUGGGCUUCGCCAUCGGGGGACGCGCACGCCGAGCCCCCGUCUGGCCCGGCUCCGCACACGCCCCCGGCCGCGCCGGGCAGGUUGUUGUUGGUGCUGAGCUGUGCAGGGCUGCUGACGCUCGUGCACCCGGCGAGGCUUCAGCACAGCAUCCUGGUGCUGCUCUUCUCCGCCUUCGUCUGGUGGGUCUCCGCCACCAGCCUGGGGUCGCUGCCCGCCGUCCUCAGGCCGCUGCUGUCCUGCCUGGUGGGCAGCGCCGGCUGCCUGCUGGCCCUGGGAUUGGAUCACUUUUUUCAAAUCAGGGAAGCCCCUCAUCAUCCUCGGCUGUCCAGUGCCUCGGAGGACAAAGUGCCUGUGAUCAGACCCCGGAGGAGGUCCAGCUGCGUGUCCCUAGGAGAGACUCCGGCCAGUUACUAUGGCAGUUGCAAAAUGUUCAGGAGACCCUCGUUGCCUUGCAUUUCCAGAGAACAGAUGAUUCUUUGGGAUUGGGAUUUAAAGCAGUGGUAUAAACCUCAUUAUCAGAAUUCUGGAGGUGGAAAUGGAGUUGAUCUUUCAGUUCUAAAUGAAGCUCGCAAUAUGGUGUCAGAUCUUCUGAUUGAUCCAACCCUUUCCCCACAAGUUAUUUCUUCUCUGCGGAGUAUCAGUAGCUUGAUGGGUGCGUUCUCAGGUUCCUGUAGGCCAAAGAUUAAUCCUCUCACACCGUUUCCUGGAUUUUACCCCUGCGCUGAAAUGGAGGACCCAAAUGAGAAAGGAGAUCGAAAACUCCACAAGGGACUAAAUAGUAGGAGUACUUUACCAACACCACAGCUGAGGAGGAGUUCAGCAACUUCAGGGCUGACACCUGUUGAACUGUCUUCUUCAAGAUGGGAACGUAAUAAUGGCAAAAGACUCCAUCAGGAAUUUGGUAUAUCAAGUCAAGGAUGCUAUCAAAAUGGACCAGUUAGUUCAAAUCUACUGACAAUUCCAAAGCAAAGAUCUUCUUCUGUAUCAUUCACUCACCUUUUAAGUCUGAGGAGAGCUGGUGCUUUACCCAGCUUGAGUCCUGUGAAUUCUUCUAGUCAUGGUCCAGUGCCUGCUGGUUCUCCAACUAAUCGUUCACCCAUAGAAUUUCCUGAUACUGCUGAUUUUCUUACCAAACCAAGUGUUACUUUGCACAGAUCUACAGGCAAUACAUCAGAUUUUUAUCAGCAGCCUAGACAUUCUGAGAGCAAUCUUUGUAAUAGCUGUGGGCACCAAAUACUGAAAUAUAUUUCAGCAUCUGAGUCAGAAUCUGGUACAGACUGCCACAGUGGAAAAUCAGGUGAUGAAAAAAAUACCAUCUUUUCUAAAGAAUCAUUCAAACCUAUGGAGACUCAACAAGAAGAGAAAACAGAGAGGGGAGACUGUACACAGUUAUUUCUGGGAGGUGAUAAUGAACUAAGAGAAGAAGCAGAGAAUGAAGAACAACCAAAUACUGAACAGGAGUCAUCACUAGACAACUUGAUUUUAAUAGAAGAUCAUGACUCGUUAAUAGAAAAGAUGAGCAACUGGAAUUUUCAAAUUUUUGAACUUGCAGAAAAGAUGGGUGAUAAAUCAGGAAGAAUUCUCAGUCAGGUUAUGUAUACUUUAUUUCAAGACACUGGCUUAUUGGAAAUAUUUGAAAUCCCCACUCAACAAUUCAUGAACUAUUUUCAUGCAUUAGAAAAUGGCUAUCGAGACAUUCCAUAUCACAAUCGUAUACAUGCCACAGAUGUCUUACAUGCAGUUUGGUAUCUGACCACACGGCCAAUCCCUGGUUUUCAGCAGACCCAGAAUGAGCGUGGAGCAGGAAAUGAAGCAGAUGCUGAUGGUAGAAUGAAUCCUGAGCGAAUUGCUUACAUUUCUUCAAAGAGCUGCUCGAUUCCAGAUGAGAGCUAUGGCUGCCUGUCUUCAAACAUUCCUGCACUGGAAUUGAUGGCUCUCUAUGUGGCAGCUGCAAUGCAUGACUACGACCACCCAGGGCGCACAAAUGCAUUUCUAGUGGCUACAAAUGCCCCUCAGGCAGUUUUGUACAAUGAUAGAUCUGUUCUUGAGAAUCAUCAUGCUGCAUCAGCUUGGAAUCUCUAUCUUUCUCGCCCAGAGUUCAACUUUCUUCAUAAUCUCGAUCAUGUGGAAUUCAAGCGCUUUCGUUUUUUAGUGAUUGAAGCAAUUCUUGCCACUGAUCUUAAAAAGCAUUUUGAUUUCCUUGCUGAGUUCAAUGCCAAGGCCAAUGAUGUAAAUAGUAAUGGAAUAGAAUGGAGUAAUGAAAAUGACCGCCUCUUGGUGUGCCAGGUAUGCAUCAAACUAGCGGAUAUAAAUGGCCCAGCAAAAGUUCGGGACUUGCAUUUGAAAUGGACAGAAGGCAUUGUGAAUGAAUUUUAUGAGCAGGGAGAUGAAGAAGCAAACCUUGGGCUGCCUGUCAGUCCCUUUAUGGAUCGUUCCUCUCCUCAACUUGCAAAACUUCAAGAGUCUUUUAUCACCCACAUCGUGGGUCCUCUGUGUAACUCCUAUGAUGCCGCUGGUUUGCUGCCUGGCCAGUGGGUGGAAACCGAAGAUGAUGAUGAUACUGAAAGUGAUGAUGAGGAAGAAGAUGGUGAAUUAGAUACAGAUGUUGAAGAAAUGGAAGACAGCCUAAAUCCUAAACCACGAAGGAGGAAAGGCAGACGGCGAAUAUUUUGUCAACUAAUGCACCACCUCACUGAAAACCACAAGAUAUGGAAGGGAAUCAUAGAGGAAGAAGAAAAAUGUAAAGCUGAUGGGAAUAAGCUUCAGGUGGACACUUCUUCCUUACCUCAGACAGAUGAGAUUCAGGUCAUUGAAGAAGCAGAUGAAGAGGAAGAGCAACAGUGUGAAUAAGAAAAGGCAUAUUGGAGAUGGCCCCAAGGGCUGUGCCAAGAUUGGGAGUCCCUGCCUCGUUUUCACUGUGCAGACUUUCAUCUGACUCGUUCCGACGUGGACAAGCCUUAAUACUGUGAGGGGAUCCUUGCUGCACAGGAAGUUUCCCACUCCUUUGCACUUUUACCACAUGAACUAGAAAAUUGUU